Acanthoscelides obtectus is the source of this 308-nucleotide messenger RNA. Lineage: Eukaryota; Metazoa; Arthropoda; Insecta; Coleoptera; Chrysomelidae. The record is from the annotation of a GenBank genome assembly.
AUACUAUCGAGACAUCAAUUCAGAGUCACCAAUAUGACACAUGACAAGAAAUCCAUUUGUUGUCAAUGAAGAAUUUCUAAAAAUUAAGGCUGAUUCGUCCAUGAAGGAUGACUUCCAUCUUUUAGCAUUAGAGAAAUUUUGGAUCAAAAGAUUGCCUGUUAAUUCGACACUUGCCUCUCUUGCUUUACGAAUAUUAAAACUAAACGGCGAAAUCGUCUUGAUGUCGAUAGCAACCUGAUGAUAGCUCUGGCAAAAACAGAACCUAGAAUCAACCAACUGGUACAGAACAUGCAAUCUCAAAUAUCUGA